This is a messenger RNA of Capsicum annuum, 988 nucleotides long. Its product is annotated as AP-3 complex subunit sigma. The transcript has 7 exons. Bases 161 to 658 code for a protein of 165 amino acids. Lineage: Eukaryota; Viridiplantae; Streptophyta; Magnoliopsida; Solanales; Solanaceae. Gene Ontology annotation, cellular component: intracellular membrane-bounded organelle. Gene Ontology annotation, biological process: vesicle-mediated transport; protein transport. The record is from RefSeq and is a predicted model, not a curated record.
CAUAGAAUAAUGAUGAUGAUUAAACACACAGAAAAGUAAAAAGUGGUGGUCGCAUCUGCAUUUCACCACAUUUGGGAGUGUCUAAUUGCAAUAAUGGAAACAUAACAGAGUAUCAAAAACAAAUCAACGCGCGUUGUUACACGUUGGCAGCAAAUCGAAGAUGAUAAAGGGUGUAAUAUUGAUGAACGAUAAGGGCAAACCCCGUCUUGUCAAAUUCUACGAUUAUCAUCCUGCAGAGAAGCAGCAAGAGUUGAUUCGAAGACUAUAUGGAGUUUUAUCCAGUAGAGCAGAAGAUGUAAGCAAUUUCGUCAAGGUUGACUCCCUUUUUGGACCGGAUACUCGGCUUGUGUACAAGACUUAUGCCACACUACAUAUUUUAUUCAUAUUUGACAGCUCAGAGAAUGAGCUUGCAAUGCUUGAUCUCAUGCAAGUAUUUGUGGAGGCAAUGGACAAGUGUUUCAGUAAUGUACGUGAACUUGAUAUAGUAUUCAAUUUCAACAAGGUGCAUGCUAUAUUAGACGAGAUCAUUUUGGGAGGUCAAGUUCUUGAGACAAGUUCCUCAGAAGUGGUGAAGGCUGUGGAAGAAAUCUCUAAGAUGGAAAGGGCUGCAAAUUCACUCAUGGCAGUUCCAUCAAUAACUGGCUGGCAAGGUCGAUAGCACAUGUUGACUGUGGUAAGUUCUGUAGGACAAUUCAGAUAAUCAAUCCGUCAGCGAGUAAUGAUUGAACACUGGUACCAAAUUUGGUUGCAAAUGAUGCUGGCAAUGAUCAAUGAACUGGCCACUGUAUUUGUCAACCAAGUUAUUGAACUAUUACUUUUUGGUGCUUGAAAUUUCUGCACAAGAGUUUUCGGAGUGCUACAGAGCACGGCAGUUGAACAAUUCAUCUUUUUUCUACGUAGUUGUGAUGUUCCAAGUUUUAACCUAUUUGGAGGAAAAAUGAAAAUAGAAGUUUCUUAAGUGAAUAUAAUAAAGUUUGUAGUGCUUCUA